Molecule: messenger RNA, 1391 nt
Organism: Sus scrofa (pig)
Lineage: Eukaryota; Metazoa; Chordata; Mammalia; Artiodactyla; Suidae
Gene: INCA1
Product: inhibitor of CDK, cyclin A1 interacting protein 1
Biological process (GO): negative regulation of cyclin-dependent protein serine/threonine kinase activity; negative regulation of cell population proliferation
Cellular component (GO): cytoplasm
Molecular function (GO): cyclin binding; cyclin-dependent protein serine/threonine kinase inhibitor activity
Source: RefSeq, a predicted model, not a curated record
ACUCGGAAUGCUGUUAAAGGGGCAAUGCCCUCGAGAUCGCGGGGCCCACCGGGCGGAGAUGGGAAAACUGAGUUGCGGACGCGGAAGGGCGAGCAGGAUGCCAGUACGCUGGAGGGUGGCCAGCACCCGAGGAGCCGGGAAAUGUGGGGUCGAACCCCGCAGGGCACCCAGGCCCCGGACCCGCGCACGCCGCCGCCGUCGGAGGCGCGCAAAGGGGGCGGAACCUCCCUCCGGGCCCCACCCAGGAGGUGGUUCGGCGCAGGCCCCGCCCCCAGGCGCGCGCCGCUGACCGGCUCCGCCCUCAUCUCCAGUCACCGCCUCGCUCCUCCCCCGCGCCCGGCGUAUCGUUCUAGAAUUCGCCGCGCCGCUGCCUCAGUGGCAGUGAGAAGACUCAGUCCAGCCACCCAGCCCAGUCCAGUCAUGCAAAUACAGGAAGAUGGAGACAACCUUAUCCCCUUUGCCAAGUGUUCCAGGGUGGUCAGCCGAUCGCCACCCCCCAGCUUGCCUUCCCAGAGCCUCAGACUGACACCCCGGCAUUAUGGAAACACCUUCUGGGAGAACCUUAGUCAAAAGCCCAGGCCCACUUGGAUGGAGGAACCGUACACCCCACCCUUGCUGAGAGUCACUGGUUGCUCCCAGCUUGGCCUGUACCCCCCUGAGGGGCUCCCACCCCCGGAGAUGCUCUGCAGAAGAAAGAGAAGGAGGCAACAUUUGGCAGGAAUGCAGCAGGGAUCUGGGAGCAUCCCAGCCCGAGUGAGGGCUGUCACUUAUCACCUGGAGGAUCUAAGGAGGCGACAGAGAAUCAUCAAUGAACUGAAGAAAGCCCAGUGGGGCAGCUCUGGGGCUGCACCUGAGCCGCUGGGGCUGGAUGAAGACGGCUGUGGACAACCCAGCACCCGGCGACACCCUGAUCCGGAGGAGGAGAGGGCAAACUCCCCAAGGGAAGAGGACGACCUCCUCAGUCCUGGCAGGGCCCAGCUGCUUUGGUCUCCCUGGAGUCCCCUGGGCCAGGAGAGGUCUUGUCUCUCCAGGGGGCUGAGUUCUCUGGCCUCCUUCAGCACCGCCACAGCCAGUAGGGACCCCGUUUGCAGUCGCUGGGGGAUGGAGCUGUGGUCUGAGGAGUAAGGAGAAGCCGUCCACCCCAAGGUGCGGGCGUGCCUCGGGCCCAAGACGAGUUCUCGGCGCUGGAAUCUCCGGCAUUUCCGACGUCCAGGCCUUCCCCUUCUCCUUGGCCCCCCACCCUCCUCUCCCAUCCUCUGGACUAGGCGCAGACAGCCCCCUGGCUUCCAGCCCGCCCCGCCCCUCUCACAGGAGCUCCCCAGCGUCCCCCAAGCCGGCUCCCUGCCCCUGUGCGCUCUUCUCUGUUCUGUUACCAAAACCCAGCAAGUUGA